Anopheles nili is the source of this 1656-nucleotide messenger RNA. RefSeq lists its product as uncharacterized. The record is from RefSeq and is a predicted model, not a curated record. Lineage: Eukaryota; Metazoa; Arthropoda; Insecta; Diptera; Culicidae. The coding region runs from base 1 to 1656 and encodes 551 amino acids. The transcript is spliced from 2 exons.
AUGUUGGAAAACCGCGAUUGGUUGAUUGGCACCGUAAGUGAUCGACUGCUCGGUGGAUCGUACACGUGUUAUUACAACGUAUUUAUUGCCGAUGGCUAUGAACCUAUAACUAAUCUACUGCAAAGUUUGAGCUAUUGGCACUACGAUUCGUCAGGCCGAAGUCUUCUUGUGAUAGACAGCAACAUAAGCAUACAGUCCAUAACCAAAAUUAUGAAAAUGCUCUGGAAGCUCCGUAUCGUGAAUGUAGUGGUGAUCGUUUCCGCGUCAUAUGCCCCAGGAUUCAUCGCAUACGAAUAUGAUCCUUACCGAGAAGAAAAGUGUGAAGUGAUAGAACCAAUCUUAUUGGAUCGAUUUCAUCAUGGCCGCUGGGGAAGCUUACACACGUGGUUUUCGCCGCGUUUUAGGAACUUCAACGGAUGUAGCCUAAAUGUUGGAACAUUCGUAACCAAACCAUAUUCGAUGAUUCGCAAAGAAGGCAACGAUUCAGUUCGGUUUGGCAUGGAGAUUACGAUAGCGGAAAACAUUGCCGAAUGGUUUAAUUUCACGAUAGCGUAUAAAACUCCGCACGGUACAGUGAAAUGGGGAAUCCCUAGGGCCCGAAACAGUACCGGACUCAUGGGCAUGAUACAGCGCCAUGAGGUUGAGUUUGGAUUUGGCAGCCUCGGAUUCAACGUGUUUCGUAACAAAUAUUUAAAAAUGGGCAAACCAUCCAUUAUGUCACAGCUCAAUGUGGCCAUUCCUGCGGACAAACCUUACACAUCGUUGGAGAAACUUAGCAAACCCUUCGCACCUGCUGCCUGGUUGUGCAUUAUUUUGUGCUACUUACUUUUCAGCACUGUAACUCUUCUGCUUUUCGACUCCAAGUUUGUCACACCGAUCGAGCGUUUCCGCAAUCCAGGCUAUAAUCUCUGGGAGCUGCUAAUGGGAGGACCAUCGAUGAAUUUUCAACGCACUAGCUUGCGAAUUUUUAUCACUGGCUUUGUGCUGAACGCUUUAGUAAUGCGAACGAUGUAUCAGUCGGCCAUGUUUCAACGUCUUCAGGCGACCACCAAAUUGGCCACCCAAUUUAAUACAUUCCAACAUAUUAACGAGGCCAAUUUGUUGUAUUAUAUGUACAUUACAACGACCAUGUAUUACAAGGAUAACCCAUUACUUGGUGAUAGAAUUCGCAUAUUAUGGGACGAAACCCAGGAAACGGAUGAAAUCAUGUACGAUAUCUCGCAGUACAAGCUAAAUGGAGUGUUUGCCAUAUCCUUAGAUUGCAUUGAAUAUUAUGUGAAAACCUUCGGUCAACGUGGACUGGUAUAUACUGGGAAACACACGGGCAUAAACUACAAUCUGGGCAUGUAUUAUCCCAAAGUAUCUCCACUAGUGAAACCGUUUAACACAAUUAUCGGUCGAUAUGAGACGGCUGGAUUAAUAUACAUUUGGAGGGAGCAAUUUCGUGACACCCGAUAUUGGAGUAACGCUCAAACCCUUCCUGAGAACAAGAGUUUGCAAUGGCAACACGUUUCGGGGGCAUUCUAUCUGUGGGCGCUCUUUCUGACCUUUGCCUUGGUUGUGCUGCUUGGAGAGAUUAUAAUGAAGCGUAGAAAAAUAAAACAUUCAAGUAGUAGUACGUAUGUAAAGAGCCAAUUCCAAUGCUUCUUGUAUUAA